Molecule: messenger RNA, 1197 nt
Organism: Penicillium waksmanii
Lineage: Eukaryota; Fungi; Ascomycota; Eurotiomycetes; Eurotiales; Aspergillaceae
Product: Gfo/Idh/MocA family protein
Exons: 2
Coding region: 1-1197 (398 amino acids)
Molecular function (GO): nucleotide binding
Source: RefSeq, a predicted model, not a curated record
AUGCAGGAGCCGUGGGAAGUGAGAUGGGGUGUCAUAGCCACGGGUUGGAUGGCUAGUAGAUUCGUGACUGACUUGCUCAUCGAUCCUCGUCUACGCGGUACUGCCGAUAUUGUUCACAAGGUGGUCGGUGUGGCAUCGUCAACUCGGAAAGAAACCGCGGCCAAAUUCAUCGAUGACUUCGUCUGUCCAACCGAGAAGAGAGAGUGCAUCGCUCACGGGAGCUUCGAGUCCCUUCUUUCCCGAGACGACAUCGAUGUCGUGUAUAUUUCUACACCUCACUCGAGUCAUUACGAAAAUUGCCUACUGGCUUUGGACCACAACAAAUCGAUUUUGUGCGAAAAGGUCUUGACUAUCAAUGCUACCCAGGCCCGCAAGAUCCUCGAGAGGGCCAAACAAGAGAACCUUUUCGUGAUGGAAAAUAACUGGCUUCGCUUCUUACCCAUCAGUACUGCAAUUCAGAAAUACAUCGAGUCGAAUAAACUUGGGGAUAUCAUCAGGGUCUAUGCGGAUCUCUCCUACGGAGAAAACCCCGAGUCCUGGCCGGAGGGUCACCGAUCCAUCAACGCGGACCUUGCCGGUGGUUGUCUCCUUAAUAUUGGCAUUUAUAGCCUCACUUGGGUUUUGCAAUGCCUUUAUCAUACAUUGCCGAGCAACCUUCGCCAGAAACCCAAGGUUCAGAGCCUGAUGUCUCUGUAUUCGGCUGCUGGUGUCGACGAAACCAGCACUGUGAUUAUGGAGCUUGCAUCCCCGCCGCAUGGGAAAUACAAAGCCCACGGCAUUGCGACGACAUCCUUUCGAACAGAUUGGGAUCCUAACAAGUGCCAAGAUUCUGUUCCGUGCGUUCGGAUUUUAGGCUCGAAAGCGGAGUUGCAGGUGUUGGGUGGACCAGCUUCGCGCCCGCAGACAAUCAGGAUUAUCCCUCAGCUGCCGGGCAAUUCCAAAUCAGGACUCCAGAUGAGCGGAGCAAAAGGUACAGAGCAAGGUGAUAUCGAAGUGAUUAACUUUGGGCCGCCUGGUGAGCCCGGGGGAGGGCGUGGAAUGUUCUGGGCGGCGGAUGAAGUAGGGAGAAGUUUGAGAGACAAGGAGGUCGAGAAUAAAACUAUGCCCUGGAAUGAGACUCUUCUGAUGAUGGAGGUACUUGACGAGGUCAGACGAGCUGGAGGUCUACACUACCCGGAAGCUAUUGAGAAAAUCUGA